Molecule: messenger RNA, 1457 nt
Organism: Drosophila santomea
Lineage: Eukaryota; Metazoa; Arthropoda; Insecta; Diptera; Drosophilidae
Gene: Hap40
Exons: 2
Coding region: 130-1167 (345 amino acids)
Biological process (GO): vesicle cytoskeletal trafficking
Cellular component (GO): early endosome
Source: RefSeq, a predicted model, not a curated record
GGUCCAUGGCAUGGUCAUACCGCCCAUGAUAAAGUUUCCACAAAUAACAAUAAUAACACAAUAUAGACGAAAAUAAUGCACAAAUAACGCGGCCCCAAAGAACCUGCGCGGUGAACCACAUGCAGUAGCAUGGAUAAACUCCGCGGCGGCACUCUGGUCGGCGGUGGAUCCCCCAGCGGCGCUGGAUCGACGACUCCGGGUCAGGAGCACCAGCAACUGGAGCAGUAUCAGUACCCCAAAAACCUGAUCGAGCAAUAUCUUAGGGCCUCCAGCAAGAUCAAGAAGUUCGAGCGGGCCGGCUUCUUCAAACGCUUUGCGCCCAGCGUGGUCGAUGUGCAGGCGGACUUCCAGCGACUGGCCUACAGCUUCGAGGAGUCGGGCAUCCUGCAGUACGCGGCCAUGUGCCACAUUGGGUAUGCCAAGUGCGAGUCCUACGGUGGCGCACCGCAGCGUGAAUCGGAGGCUUAUCUGCGGGCAGCGAGAUCCUUCCUGGCGGCGCACAACGAGUCCGGGCAGCUGCAUCUGCGCACCCGCCACUCGGGAUUUCGGGAGGGAGCGCUCCAUUGCUAUCACCGUGCGGCGGAUCGAGCGGUGGACGGAUGCGUCUUCAAGGCAGCCAUUCUGCGAGAGUUGAAGCAGCUGCAGCGCCAGCUGGACAGCACCAGCAGCUUCGCUUCGCCCACCCAUCAGAUCCACGACCUGGAAAUCAGCGCCGAGACGAGUGGCCAGCGCGGCGAUUUCCGCAGCGCGCUGCAGCACUACGACGACAUUGUAGAUAAUAUUUACGAGCGCCGCGGUGCUGGCAUGUACGGUGAACUAUUGCGGCGCGUUGAGGUACUGCGUCUGUUGCUCCUAGUCCAUUUGAACCUGCCUCCCGCACGCCAGUCACCUGCCCACAUCAAGCUGAUCGAGUACUACUACAACCUGGCGCAGUUUGAGUCGCGUCCCUGCUCGGCGGACGACGGGGGUUCAGCGGAGCGUCCGGGAGCAUUUGUGCCCGAGCAGCAGCAGUAUGCGCUGGCGGAGAUUACGUGUGCCUGGGUGGAGCGUAAAAUGUGCGAUCUAAAGCACCUUCUACGCGAUUUUGGAGCUGAAUUCGGAUCAUUGAGCGGCGUAGAAAGGCAGCUUCUGGCGGUAAUGCAUGCGGAACUAGCCAGGAGCUACUAGAUUAUAGACCUAAGAUCGUACUGUACAUUAUUUACUACUGGAUCAUUACCACUGAAUAGCACAUAUAACUAUCGCUUAAGUGUAACCAAGUCUACCAACUAACCUUUGAACGUGCCUACACGCAUAACAAUUUAAAAUUAACAAACGAAAGACCAGGUGAAUGCAGCAAUAAAGCGAAGGUGCGAAACGCAAUAAAAUGUAAUAGGAUUUGAGCGAUCACGCUUGAGAUUUGUACAAUAAAUAAAGGAAUACGAAUGAUAAUGCGGAGAUACAGAUGACUAACAAACAAA